CUGGAGGGGGUGGUCCGGCGCGGGGGCCGUUGGCUCCAGACAAAUAAACAUGGAGUCCAUCUUCCACGAGAAACAAGAAGGCUCACUUUGUGCUCAGCAUUGCUUGAAUAAUCUAUUGCAAGGAGAGUAUUUUAGCCCUGUGGAGUUAUCUUCAAUUGCACAUCAGCUAGAUGAAGAAGAGAGGAUGAGAAUGGCAGAAGGAGGAAUUACUAGUGAAGACUAUCGCACAUUUUUACAGCAACCUUCUGGAAAUAUGGAUGACAGCGGGUUUUUUUCUAUUCAAGUUAUAAGCAAUGCCUUGAAAGUUUGGGGUUUAGAGCUAAUCCUGUUCAACAGUCCAGAGUAUCAGAGGCUCAGGAUCGAUCCCAUAAACGAAAGAUCAUUUAUAUGCAAUUAUAAAGAACACUGGUUUACAGUUAGAAAAUUAGGAAAACAGUGGUUCAACUUGAAUUCUCUCUUGACGGGUCCAGAAUUAAUAUCAGAUACAUACCUUGCACUUUUCUUGGCUCAACUACAGCAGGAAGGUUAUUCUAUAUUUGUUGUUAAGGGUGACCUGCCAGAUUGUGAAGCUGACCAACUCCUGCAGAUGAUCAGGGUCCAACAGAUGCAUCGACCAAAACUUAUUGGAGAAGAAUUGGCACAAUUAAAAGAACAGAGAGUCCAGAAAACAGAUCUGGAACGAGCCUUAGAAGCAAAUGACGGGUCAGGAAUGUUAGACGACGACGAGGAGGAUUUGCGGAGGGCUCUGGCACUGAGUCGCCAGGAAAUUGACAUGGAAGAUGAAGAAGCAGAUCUCCGCAGGGCUAUUCAGCUCAGUAUGCAAGGUAGUUCCAGAAAUGCAUCUCAAGACAUGCCACAGACAUCAGGUACACAUCUUACUUCAGAGGAGCUACGGAAGAGGAGAGAAGCCUACUUUGAAAAGCAGCAGCAGCAGCAGCAGCAGCAGGAUCCACCAGGACAGAUUUCAUGUCCAUGUGAAAGGCCGACCACAAGUUCGGGAGCACUGGGCAGUGAUCUAGCAGGUGAUGCUAUGAGCGAGGAAGACAUGCUUCAGGCGGCUGUGACCAUGUCUUUAGAAACUGUUAGAAACAAUCUCAAAACUGAAGGAAAACAAUAGUACCUUUUACACAUCAUUUAGAUGUUCAUACUUUCCAACAUUAUCCUGUGAGAUUAGGGUCCAUUUUGCUAAUGUGUCACAGAGAACAAUGUUCAACAGAGGAAAUAAGACUUUUAGGUGGUUUGCAAACAAAAAGAUGCGAAAGUGGAAAAAUGCGUCAGUUGUAGGACUGAAUAACGAUCCUCCAAAUACUAGCCAAAGAGGCAUUCUGCGAUUAAAGAAAUUUAAAAUGUUUUCUAAAUGUUCCUUUUUCUUUUUUGAAUGUGCAAUAUCUAACAUGUCUAAAAUUAGGGCAUUUUUCUUGGAUCUUUUUGCAAACCAACUGAUUAGCGCUUGCCACAGAACUUUUUCCAUAUAUUUUGUUUUGUUUUCCUCACUUUGGUGUAGGUAAUUUGGCUCACUUUCAUCAUCUAAUCAUUGCUUUUAUGUUUCAUUAACCAAAUUAACCUUUUGGGACAGUGUCUUUAGUCUGUGUUGAUAAUAGUAAUGGUUCCAGAAAGAUAAGCUGUUCUCCCUCUAACUAUGUAUUGUGCGCUUCAGUGUUUUCUCAUGUUAUUUUCUUUGAUCACAAUUUCUCUGCUACUCGGUUUUUAUUAUUUUUCU
This is a messenger RNA of Ceratotherium simum simum (southern white rhinoceros), 1720 nucleotides long. RefSeq names its product ataxin 3 (gene ATXN3). Gene Ontology annotation, biological process: protein deubiquitination. NCBI's taxonomy places the organism in Eukaryota, Metazoa, Chordata, Mammalia, Perissodactyla, Rhinocerotidae. Gene Ontology annotation, molecular function: cysteine-type deubiquitinase activity. The record is from RefSeq and is a predicted model, not a curated record. Gene Ontology annotation, cellular component: nucleus.